Brettanomyces nanus is the source of this 1200-nucleotide messenger RNA. RefSeq lists its product as uncharacterized. The transcript has a single exon. The record is from RefSeq and is a predicted model, not a curated record. Bases 1 to 1200 code for a protein of 399 amino acids. Gene Ontology annotation, molecular function: protein disulfide isomerase activity. Gene Ontology annotation, biological process: protein folding. Gene Ontology annotation, cellular component: endoplasmic reticulum. NCBI's taxonomy places the organism in Eukaryota, Fungi, Ascomycota, Pichiomycetes, Pichiales, Pichiaceae.
AUGAAGAGUUUACUCAUCUCGUUGGUUGGUAUUGCUUCAUGUUUUAGUGGUGCCUGCGCACUUGAAGUUUCAGAUGCUGAUUUUGACGAUGUUGUUCUCAACUCUAAUAAGACUUCUUUUGUUAAGGUGUAUGCCUCUUGGUGUUCACACUGUAAAGAGCUUGCUCCUGCAUGGGAGGCUCUAGAGAAGGCUUAUAAGGAUAGUGAAGAGAUCCAAUUUAUUGAAAUUGAUGGUGAUAGGAACAAAAAGUUCUCCAAGCGCUUUAACGUUGAUAGUUUCCCUGCUUUGAAGCUUUUCAAGCAGGACGACCUCACUAAGCCCAUUGAGUACGAAGGAACUACAGAGUUGGAAUCCUUGGAUAAUUUCGUCAAGGAAAACACAAAAAUUGAGGUUGCUAAACCUGCUAAAAUUUCUCGUGUGGUCAAAUUGGAUGAUAGUUCAUUUGACAGAUUGGUGAGUAAAAACCAUAAAAGUGCCUUCAUUUUCUUUUCCUCUCAGAAUUGUGAGGAUUGUGCCAUAUGGGAGAAUGCGUGGGAAAAAUUGGCUGAUGUGUUUCACUUAGAGAUGGAUAAAGUAAUCAUUGGUGAAGUUCUCAAAGAGGGCGACGAACCUGUCGAUUAUGUUACUGCCUUGUUCAAAGUUACUUCCUACCCAACCAUCGUGUUUGUUGAUAAGGGAAACACAGAUAAACCAGAAUUGUUUGCGGGAUUAUCGAGAAUCGAAGAUUUGCUCGACUUCCUAAACGAAAAACUUCACACGAAGAGAACGGCUACCGGAGAAUUAAUGGCCUCAGCAGGUACAAUCCCACAAAUGGACGAGUUGAUGAUUAACUAUGUUAAGGCCGAUAUUCAGGAUAGGCAGGACAUGGUGGAAGAUGUGAUCACCGAGUUGAAAAAGGUUGAUAGCACCGUUUAUAAAUAUGAGAUUAAGUAUUACGCCAGAAUCAUCAGCGUUCUUUUAAGCAUUGACAGCCGAAAGUUUGUUACUGCAGAGUUGGAACGUUUAGGCAACUUGAAGAAAGACAAAGAUCUCGGUGCUGACGCUGCCGACAGGUUACAGAUGAAACUCAAUAUGUUACAGUUGUGUGACGAUGCUCUCAAUGGAAAGCCUUAUUCUGGCGAAGAUACCACCGCCAAAUCUGGCAAGACUACCAAGGUCGCCAAAGAGGCCAACAGAGUUCCAGAGAAAGAUGAAUUGUAA